Molecule: messenger RNA, 2084 nt
Organism: Lates calcarifer (barramundi perch)
Lineage: Eukaryota; Metazoa; Chordata; Actinopteri; Centropomidae
Gene: fscn2a
Product: fascin actin-bundling protein 2a, retinal
Exons: 5
Coding region: 279-1754 (491 amino acids)
Biological process (GO): cell migration; establishment or maintenance of cell polarity; actin filament bundle assembly
Cellular component (GO): cytoplasm; actin cytoskeleton
Molecular function (GO): protein-macromolecule adaptor activity; actin filament binding
Source: RefSeq, a predicted model, not a curated record
UGUCCUGCUGAUUUUAAUCCUAACUCAUUAAGGAACAGAGAGCAAGUGCCUGUGCAAGCCCUCUGGGGAGAGAGAAAGUGACAAGGGAAGGAAGGAACACUACACAAUCCAUCAAGAGAGAUAAGUGGAGCUAAUUUACGGCUUGAGAGACGGAAGAGGGGAGAAAUCAAGCAUUUUAUUUUUGCUUUUCAGUCUCAUGCCUGCUUUCCCUCAUUACCCUUUCCCUUGUUUCUCCUAAAUCUCUUCACUUGCAAUCUUAACGUGUGGCCUGUUCAAGCAUGCCCACAAACGGAAUUAACAGGGCCCUGAAGCUGCAGUUUGGCCUCAUCAACUAUGAGAGCCGCUACCUGACGGCCGAGGCCUUUGGCUUCAAGGUGAAUGCCUCAGGCACCAGCAUGAAGAAGAAACAGAUCUGGACCUUAGAGCAGGACGAGCAAGACGGUCAAGUAGUGUUCCUCCGCAGCCACCUGGGACGCUACCUUGCCUCUGACAAAGAUGGAAAGAUCACAGGUGGGGCAGAGAAGCCUGACCCUGACUGUCGUUUCCUUAUUGUGCCCCAAUCCGAUGGUCGCUGGGCACUGCAAUCAGAGCCUUACCUGCGUUACUUUGGAGGCUCAGCUGACUACCUGUCCUGCUUUGCCCAAGUUAUUGGGGAACAAGAGCUGUGGGCUGUCCACUUGGCUUUACACCCACAGGCUAGCCUGCUCAGUGUAGCACGUAAGCGUUAUGCCCAUCUGUCUGCUUCAGACGGAGAGAUCUCUGUGGACAGCAACAUUCCCUGGGGAGUGGACUCCCUGGUCACCUUGGUUUACCUGGACGGAAAGUACAGCCUGAAGACCUGUGAUAGCCGUUUCCUCAGCAAUGAUGGCAAACUGGUGAAGGAGAACACCAACACUACUAGCUUCACUCUUGAGCUGAAAUCUGGCAAGCUGGCCUUUAAGGACUGUGAUGGGAAAUAUCUGACCCCGGUGGGUCCCACAGGAACGCUGCGUUCUGGCCGAUGCUCCAAGCCUGGAAAAGAUGAGCUGUUUGAUCUUGAGGAGAGUCAUCCACAAGUAGUUUUUCAAGCCGCCAAUAAAAGAUUUGUAUCGGUCAAGCAAGGAGUGAGUAUUUCAGCCAAUCAGGAUGUGGAGACAGAUAUGGAGACCUUCCAGAUGGAGAUUGAUAAAGAGAGCAAAAAGUCAAUGUUCAGGACCAAUGGGGGAUCCUACUGGACUCUAGUGACUCAUGGAGAGAUCCAGUCCACUGCCACAGAAGUAGAGGUCAACACAAUGUUUGACAUUGAGUGGCGAGGACAGAGGGUGGCACUCAAAGCAAGUAAUGGAAAGUAUGUGUGCACAAAGAAGAAUGGGCAGCUCUCAGCAGUCAGCGAUACAGUGGGGGAUGAUGAAUUAUUCCUGAUGAAACUCAUCAACCGUCCUAUGCUGAUCCUUCGUGGGGAGAAUGGCUUUGUAUGUCAUCACAAGAACUCCAACUCUCUAGACGCAAAUCGAUCUGUCUACGACAUUUUCUCACUGAUCUUCAAUGAUGGCGCCUACAAUGUAAAAAGUGUGAAUGGAAAGUUCUGGUAUGUCGCUAGCAGUGGCCUGGUGUGCUCAGAUGGAGAAAAGGCAGAGGACUUUUUCCUUGAGUUCCUGGAACACGGACGCGUCGCCAUCAAGAGCUCCAAUGGCAAGUACCUUCGCGGAGACCAGGGAGGCACACUCAUGGGUGACGGUACAUCUGUUGAUGCAUCUUCUCUCUGGGAGUACUGAUCACCUCAAUAAGGGUUCUCAAAAAUGACACAAGAUGCAGGUGCAGGACCUGCUUCUAUCGACUUAUAUGAAGCAGACUGACCGGGUAACAUUUUCCCGCCUGUUUUUAUACUAGCUGCCAGGUGCCCAAUCCCAUGGUUUGUUUUUUGUUUUUGUUUUUUUUUUUAAUUGGGAAAAAGUGAACGCUAUAGGAAGAUAUGUAUGGUAUUUCUUGUAAAUGUUUUGUCUUUCAAAUGACAAUGCCAACAUCAAGCAACACAUACUGCGUGAAAAUGUGUAAUUUCUCAAAUAUGGAAUAAGAAACAUUCUGUUCAAUAUAGGAGCAGUGAC